Tripterygium wilfordii is the source of this 3721-nucleotide messenger RNA. Its product is annotated as beta-galactosidase. Bases 135 to 3476 code for a protein of 1113 amino acids. The record is from RefSeq and is a predicted model, not a curated record. NCBI's taxonomy places the organism in Eukaryota, Viridiplantae, Streptophyta, Magnoliopsida, Celastrales, Celastraceae. The transcript has 18 exons. Gene Ontology annotation, cellular component: beta-galactosidase complex. Gene Ontology annotation, biological process: lactose catabolic process. Gene Ontology annotation, molecular function: beta-galactosidase activity; carbohydrate binding.
AUUUGAAGUUUGGACCGUUGUGGGGCCCACUCGAGCGCUCUACAUAUCCACUCCGAGCUGAUCAAUCUUUCGCAUCGGCUCAGACUUGGGUAUUUGACUUCACUCCACUGGGAUAGGAGGUACAGGAUUAGGGGAUGGCGUCGUUGGCAGCCCAACUUGUUUUGCCUUCAGAGAAUGGUUACAGGGCAUGGGAGGAUCAGUCUUUCAUCAAAUGGAAGAAGAGAGAUUCUCAUGUUACGUUACGGUGCCAUGAAUCUGUUGAAGGAUCUCUUAAAUUCUGGUAUGAGCGCACCAAAGUUGAUGUUUCAGUCUCGAACUCUGCUGUUUGGAAUGAUGACGCUAUUCUUGGAUCUCUAGAUAGUGCUGCUUUCUGGGUCAAGGGCCUGCCUUUUGUUAAGUCUUUGUCUGGCUAUUGGAAAUUCUUCUUGGCUCCCAGUCCUUCCUCUGUUCCUGAGAAUUUCUACAAUGUUGCAUUUCAAGAUUCUGAGUGGGAUAAAUUGUCAGUUCCCUCCAAUUGGCAGAUGCACGGAUUUGAUCGUCCUAUCUAUACGAAUGUUGUAUAUCCAUUUCCACUUGAUCCUCCAAAUGUUCCUGCAAAUAAUCCUACUGGCUGCUACAGGACAUACUUCAACAUUCCUAAAGCAUGGCAAGGUCGUAGGAUUUUCCUGCACUUUGAAGCUGUUGAUUCUGCCUUUUUUGCAUGGAUAAAUGGGGUCCCUGUUGGAUAUAGUCAGGAUAGUAGACUACCAGCUGAGUUUGAAAUCUCUGAUUACUGUUACCCAUGCGAUUCCAAGAAGGAAAAUGUUUUGGCAGUUCAAGUUUUCAGAUGGAGUGAUGGAUCUUACCUCGAAGAUCAAGAUCAUUGGUGGUUAUCAGGGAUUCAUCGCGAUGUGCAUCUUUUAGCCAAGCCUCAGGUAUUUAUUGAGGACUAUUUUUUCAAGUCAAACCUUGCUGAGAAUUUCUCUGUGGCAGAUAUUGAGGUUGAAGUAAAAAUAAAUAUCUCACGAGAAACUUCUGGGGACGAUCUGCUUGCCAGUUUGAGCAUAGAAGCUGAAUUGUAUGACAGUGGGAGCUGGCAUGCACGUGAUGGACAUGUUGAUCUACUUUCAUCUAAUGUGGCUAAGAUGACGCUAAAUUCGUCUGCCAGAACUAUUCAUGGAUUUCCUGGAUAUGUGCUUGCUGGAAAACUUGAGAUGCCCAGGCUCUGGUCUGCAGAGCAACCAAGUCUGUACAUCCUGGUUAUCAUCCUUCGAGAUGCAAAAUCAGGCCACAUAGUUGACUGUGAAUCAUGCCUUGUUGGCAUCAGACAAGUUUCGAAAUCCCUGAAACAGCUGCUUGUUAAUGGGCAUCCAAUUAUGAUCAGAGGAGUAAACAGGCAUGAGCACCACCCAAGGGUGGGGAAGACAAACAUGGAGUCCUGUAUGGUUAAGGAUUUAGUAUUAAUGAAGCAAAACAAUAUUAAUGCUGUGAGAAACAGCCAUUACCCUCAGCAUCCUCGAUGGUACGAAUUGUGUGAUCUGUUUGGCAUGUACAUGAUAGAUGAAGCCAAUAUUGAGACACAUGGCUUUUGUCUUUCUGGGAGUGUUAAGCAUCCUUCUUCAGAAUCAAGUUGGGCUGCUGCAAUGAUGGAUCGUGUGAUAGGCAUGGUAGAGAGGGACAAGAAUCAUGCAUGUAUCAUUUCUUGGUCCUUAGGAAAUGAGUCGGACUACGGGCCUAAUCAUUCUGCUUUAGCUGGUUGGAUCCGAGGAAAAGACCCCUCGCGUCUAUUACACUAUGAAGGAGGUGGAGCUAGAACAACAUCCACUGAUAUUGUAUGCCCCAUGUAUAUGCGUGUUUGGGACAUAGUGAAAAUAGCAAAAGAUCCGACUGAAACUCGCCCUCUGAUUUUGUGCGAGUAUUCACAUUCAAUGGGGAAUAGCAAUGGAAAUAUACAUGAAUAUUGGGAAGCAAUUGAUAACACAUUUGGACUCCAAGGGGGCUUUAUCUGGGAAUGGGUUGACCAGGGUUUAUUGAAGGACAGUGGAGAUGGUAGUAAACAUUGGGCAUACGGAGGUGAUUUUGGUGAUGAGCCAAAUGAUUUAAACUUCUGUCUCAAUGGCCUUGUAUGGCCAAACCGAAGUCCUCAUCCUGCAUUACAUGAAGUUAAGUAUGUCUAUCAACCAAUCAAGGCUUCAUUAAGGGGAAACACACUUGAGAUAUCCAACACUCACUUUUUUCAAACAACGGAAGGGUUGGAGUUUAGCUGGAUUGCUCAUGGUGAUGGAUGUAUUCUUGGAUCUGGAAAGCUUGCUCUUCCUCUGAUUAAACCCCAAAGUAAAUAUGAAAUUGAAUGGGAAUCAAGUCCGUGGAGUUCUCUGUGGGAUUCAUCUUCUGCAGAAGAACUUUUCCUGACGAUAACUGUGAAGCACUUGCACUCUACACGCUGGGUUAAAAAUGGUCAUGUCAUUUCGUCUACACAAGUCAAGCUUCCAGCCAAAAGAGAGAUUGUACCUCAUGUCAUCAAAACUCCAGAUGCUGUUAUUUUUGCUGAAACUUUAGGUGAUAGAAUCAGAGUCAGCCAGAAAAACUUUUGGGAGCUAAACUUGAAUGUUCAAACAGGAGCUAUUGAAAGCUGGAAGGUUGAAGGAGUUACUGUGAUGAACAAAGGUGUAUUCCCAUGUUUCUGGCGUGCACCUACAGAUAAUGACAAAGGGGGAGAGACAAACAGUUACUACUCCAGGUGGAAAGCUGCACAUAUUGAUAGCCUCAAGUUUCUUACCGAAAGCUGUUCCAUUCAGAACAUGACGGACAAUGUGAAAAUUGAGGUAAUUUACCUAGGUGUCCCAAAUGGUGAGGAUGCUUCUCUCUCUGCACCUGGGAAAACAAAUGCUUUAUUCACGAUUAAUAUGAAUUACACAAUAUAUGGUUCCGGGGAUGUUAUUAUUGAAUGUGAUGUAAAGCCAAGUUUGGAUCUCCCACCUUUGCCACGAGUGGGAGUUGAAUUUCACUUGGAAGAAUCAAUGAACCGAAUCCAGUGGUAUGGAAGAGGACCAUUUGAAUGUUAUCCUGAUAGAAAAGCUGCUGCCCAUGUUGGGGUCUAUGAGAAAAAGGUCGAGGAUAUGCAUGUUCCUUACGUUGUCCCUGGAGAAUGUUCUGGACGGGCAGAUAUUCGGUGGGUUACAUUUCAAAACGAGGAUGGGGUUGGAAUUUAUGCUGCAACAUAUGGCAGCUCCUCUCCCUUGCAAUUAAAUGCUAGUUACUAUGCCACAGGAGAGCUCGACAGAGCAACACAUAAUGAAAAGCUCGUCAAAGGAAAUGACAUUGAGGUACAUCUUGACCACAAACACAUGGGUCUAGGGGGAGAUGAUAGCUGGUCGCCAUGUGUUCACGACGAGUAUCUAGUUCCUGCUGUUCCGUACUCAUUUUCUAUCAGGCUGUGUCCAAUGACAGAAGCAACCUCUGGCCUUCAGAUCUAUAAAUCCCAACGUCAAUACUAAUUAUAUCCUCUGGAGAGGGGGCCAUAUAAAGAGGUCUUCUGUUUUAAGGUCAUGUAUUUAUAUAUAUACAACCAUGAUAUGCCUUCCUGCCUGUUUCUUUUCCCACUACUUUACUUUGUUGAUCUCAAAAUAAUGGCAAGGCAUCUUCAUGUAAUUACAGCUGUGAAAAUGUCGAACCUAAACUAGUAGUAUUUAAGCUAAACGUUCAUCAGUUAUUCUAAGGGUUCAAAAGACAUAUUGCUUCA